This is a messenger RNA of Eimeria mitis, 927 nucleotides long. RefSeq lists its product as uncharacterized. The coding region runs from base 1 to 927 and encodes 308 amino acids. NCBI's taxonomy places the organism in Eukaryota, Apicomplexa, Conoidasida, Eucoccidiorida, Eimeriidae. The record is from RefSeq and is a predicted model, not a curated record. The transcript has 2 exons.
AUGUCGAGGGUCAGGGCGGGUGGGGGACGACAGUUAUCUGGAAAGGAGGGUGGGUCAGAAGAUGACCCUGAGAUCGCCGCAAUAGUGGAGCUGUGCUUAGAACUGGAGCAGGAGUACGCCCGAUCCUUGCAACCUUCUGAAAUGCCACAACAGAUGCACUGGGGGGACAGUCAACCGUGGCAACAUGUUUCCGGUAGCAGAGAGGAGCUGCAUACUGGCGCCCAAAGUACUUCGUUGCUGGCAUGGGACGGAUCCGUGCCUUCUUCUUCCGUUGGCACCCCAGGAUUCCACCAGGGACCUGCUGUGCAGACGGACAAUACAUUUUCGACAAGGCCUGCUGACAUGUGGGAGGCCCAUGGGUUUCAAGGCGCAGGGCCAUCCACUUCGGCAGGGGUCUCUACCAUGCUGCUGCCAUCUGCUGACGGGUCCCUGCCCCACCAGGGACCUGGUACGCAGACAGCCUAUAGCUUUUUGAGAGGCUCCGCUGAUAUGUGGGGAUCUCCUGAGUCUCUAGGCGAACCUGCAUCCACAUCUGCAGGGGUCUCUACCAUGCGGCUGCCAUCUGCUGACGGUUCGGUCCCCACUGCUUCUGCGGGAUACGGCUCCUUGGCCCUUCCUGCGGCUGACAGCGCAGCUUCAUCAUUUCAAGGUUUUCAUGUGCCGAGUUCCUCAGCUCCCUUAAACGCGCCUUUGGUUUUCGGUGAAUUCAACCCAGGCUUGGUGUUGCCUCAAGCCCAGCCCUGGGUGCCGCCGGGUGCCCCAGUUCACGACGUUCAGCCCAGCAUACAGCGGAGCCCGUUCCCUUCAAUUGUUGAGGCAUUGUCUGUAGGAAAGAGGAGACGUGAAGAUUACCCAGCGACGUAUCCAGUGAAUCCGCCAAAGAAGUAUAUGUCUCCUUCCGGGAAGCAUGUUCCCUGCAGAUUCUGA